Trichoderma virens Gv29-8 is the source of this 849-nucleotide messenger RNA. RefSeq lists its product as uncharacterized. NCBI's taxonomy places the organism in Eukaryota, Fungi, Ascomycota, Sordariomycetes, Hypocreales, Hypocreaceae. The transcript has a single exon. The coding region runs from base 1 to 849 and encodes 282 amino acids. The record is from RefSeq and is a predicted model, not a curated record.
AUGUCCUCCAACGAAGCCAUCAUCGUCAACAAAAUCACCCCCGCCUACUGGCGCGCAACCUUCAACAACGGCACCCUCAACCUCUUCGGUCCCGAAGGCUACAUCGCCCUCAAGAACCUCGUCGCGGACCUCGAAUCCGACAAGUCCGUCCGCGUCAUCGUCUUCGACUCCUCCAGCCCAGACUUCUUCAUCGCCCACGCCGACAUCCAGCGCGUCGCCGAAGAGCCCCAGGGCCCAGGCACCGGCUUCGUCGCCACCUGGGCCAGCCUCGCCGUCCGCAUCGCCAGUCUCCCCGUCGUCACCAUCGCCGCAAUCAGAGGCCGCGCGCGCGGCUUCGGCGCCGACUUCUCCAACAACUGCGACUUGCGCUUUGCCAGCCGUGAGCGCGCCGUCUUCUGCCAGCCCGAGGUCGGCGCGGGCGUCAUUCCCGGUGGCGGAGCAUUCGAGCUGCUCCCUCGACAGGUCGGCCGCGCAAGAGCCUUGGAGAUCCUCCUCAGCUCAGACGACUAUGACGCUACUACGGCCGAGCUGUACGGAUGGAUCAACCGCGCCAUCCCAGACGCCGAGUUUGAAGACUUCGUCGAUAAGUUUGCUCGACGACUCGCAGGCUUCGAUGCAAAGCUCCUGGUUGAGACGAAGCGGGUCGUGGACGCUCGCUGGGGGAUGCCGAGCCAAGUCGACUUUGCUGCCGGAAUGGCUCUUUUUGGGGAAUCCACCAAAUGGCCAUCCGCUGCUCGUAUGAAGGCUCUUUUUGAUAAAGGUCUCCAGAAAGAUGAAGAAGUUGAGCGUAAUUUGGGUGCUGUCCUCGGAACUGUCACAGAGCAAGACUUGGCCAAAUAUAGCGAGUAG